Molecule: messenger RNA, 2555 nt
Organism: Vitrella brassicaformis
Lineage: Eukaryota; Vitrellaceae
Source: the annotation of a GenBank genome assembly
CAACAUGCCCAUGACAUUGUCUCCCGGCCCUGCCACUCCUCCCAACAGGCCUGCGACGAUGCGGGUGCCGGACUUCACUCCCCCGUCACAGCAGCAGCAGCAGCAGCGCCGAGGUGGCUACGGCGACGUCACUCCCCCGCCACAGCACCGAGGUGGCCACGGCGUCACGCGGCUGGACCAGGACAAGGUGCAAGGGCUCGUGGCCAUGGGCUUCCCGAGGCUCAACGCCGAAUUCGCGCUGCUGGCCCGCCGCAAUGGUACGCACAACACCGCACAGGGCCGCACAGUGUGGGGGGGCCAGGCACGUGAUGUGCACGUGCACUUGUGUGUCUGUGUCUGUGUUGGUGUGUGUGUUGGUGUGUGUGUUGGCUGUGCUGUGCUGUGCAGACAUGGCGCGAGCGAUUGACUUGUUGGUGAGUAUGACGAGCAGCGGCAAGUGCACGCCCCGACCACCGCCGUCCGACCCGUUGUCCUCCAAGUCACGCCCCGCCAGCAGCCGCCGCAGCAGUGUGUGGGAGGAGGUCGACCCGUUCCUUUUGUAUGAGGGCCAGCCCGAGGACGAGGUCAAGGCCCUCAGGCAUGAGCUCCACCAGCGCAAAUGCGCCUUCUCCCGCUACGUCAACACACUCCGCAAACAGCCACAGUAAGCCCCCCAGCACCAUACACACACACACACACACACACACACACAAAUCCAUCCCUGCAUCCUUAGGAUGGCCGACGAGAUGCGGAUCAGCUCGGAUUCGGGUGACAGAGUGCGGCUGGUAGACUUGGACAAGAAGGCCAGAUGGGAGUUGGUCCGCGACGGGAGGGUCGACUCGUUCAUCGAGCGAGACAUCCGGUCCCGCACACCGUACCAAGGCAAGUCUAGUGACGAGCUCUGGGACCGAUGGUGUGACAUCAAGUGGGGCGACCAAGUCUCGGUACGCUGAUUUGAGCCGGAGGAGGCACACUGACUCACCGACUCAUUGACACACUGACACACGAGUGACAUGAGUGCCACACACGCAUACACACACACACACACACACAGAUUCAUUGUAUUAAUGAUGCCUGUGUGUGAUUGAUGAUGUGUGUGCCUGCAGGAGUCGGCUCAAGAUGACACAAAGGCCAAGCAGGACGCCAAUCUGCCGCCCAGCACCUUUCAGCACCCCGCCGACGCCAAUCAAAUCAAAGACGAACAAGGUAAGGCAUGCACUGCAUACUAUGCAACCACAACGGACAGUCACACUACACCCAAGAAAUAUAGACGGACAGACAGACAGACAGACAGACAGAGAUUGAUACAACAAGCCCCAACUCCUUCUUCGUUUUGUCACUGUUCUGUCUGUCCAGUUCGCUCCAAUGACGAUGGCGUGUUCGGCAUGACGUACAGCGAGCACCGUUGGGACUUCCACCGUGUCCGUGAGGUCGAGGCGCUGCUCAGAAGACAGCCCUGGGCGGCCAUGAAGACCAUCGUCGUCUUUGCGUGGCGACAGUCUGACGCUGAGAUGCUUGCAGAUUCCCUGAUGAAAACACGUACCUUAGGACACACACACCACUCAGAGAGUGACAGUGUUGUGUUGUGAUGUGUUGUGGUUUGUUGUGUGCACUGCAGGUGUGUUUGGGGAGGUGGAACCCUAUCACUUGGGGCGAACGAGGGGACAGCUGGCCGCGGUGAUGGAUCGAUUCAUGACAGGUGAGGAACUGAGUGGGCUAUGGGCGUCCAUCCACACACACACACACACACACGCGGAGCAUACAGACACGCAUGACAUGGCUGCCCACGUGUGUUGUGUUGUGUCGUGUCUAUGUGUGUGUAGGGAAGGUUCGCGUGUUGGUUGCGACGAGUGGCGUUGACCUCGUCCACGCAGGCCACGCGCCGCGAGCGGACGGGGUCAUCCACUUGACCAUCCCGAAGUCCAUCGAGAACUACGUCAAGGACACCAAAUACACAGGCGGACAGCCGCACCACAACGGUGCGCACACACGACCGACCGACACGUCUGCACCGUACCUCUCUCCCUCUCUCUGCCUGCCUGCCUGCCUGCUCUCUGCCUGCCUGCCUGCCUGCCUGUUUGUCUGUCUGUCUGUCAGGUGCUGAUGGCCACCGCGGCCAUUCUCAUGUCUUUGUGCGUCCCGAGGACCUUCGAAUGAUGCACCGCAACGCGAGCGUGCCGUUGGUGGACCCCUGGGCGGCCACCCGCCUCGCCUGCACACUCAUGGACCACCGCAUCCAGCCACGUGCCAAUGCACGCACCAACACCAGCAUCCACACUUUCUUACACGUCAGCCGAUCGGACCAGCAGCCUGAAAGUGGCCAAGGUGGUGGUGGUGGUCGUGUGGUGGCCGUCAGUCUGCCGUCGACUCACGCCAUGGCGGCCCCCAACGCCCAGGCACCCGAUGACGUCACGACCUUCUUCCGCAUGCUCGACGACACGAUACAGCACCAGUAGCAGCAGCAGCAAGACGACCCACCCACCACCGGCACCACGCGCAUCUAUCCCAACGUGCCCCUCACAUACAAGCUGCGCUUCCUCCGGACCACCAAGGACGCCGUAUGCGAGAAAUCCGAC